AUUGAGGUUAUGUUUACCUUCAAAAGAUGCAAUUUAUAACAUUAAAUUAAUUACGAGAACAAUGUUUAUUAGUAUCAAUUAUAUUUCUAAAUUACUACGAUUACCUCUUUUUAUAAACAAGUUAAACUCGCCUCAUUUAGCAGCCCAAUUUAGAUAUUUUCGGACUUCUCGCACUCACCGUCAUGGAGAAUACGAAUGGCAAGAUCCCAAGUCUGAAGACGAAAUAGUAAACAUAACCGUAGUGUUAAAAGACGGCGAAAAAGUGCCAGUUAAAGGUAAAAUAGGCGAUAAUUUGCUUUAUUUAGCUCAUCGUUUUCAAGUCCCCAUGGAAGGAGCUUGCGAAGCAUCUCUGGCUUGUACCACAUGCCAUGUAUACGUAAAAAGUAAGCAUUUAGAAAAACUACCCGAAGCAACCGAGACCGAAGAAGACUUGUUGGAUAUGGCCCCGUUCCUCAAACAAAAUUCGAGAUUAGGAUGUCAAAUUACUUUAACCAAAGAUCUGGACGGUUUAGAAGUUGAACUGCCAAAGGCAACGAGGAAUUUCUACGUAGACGGUCACACUCCCAAACCACACUAACUUCAAAACCACACUGAUAUUUACUUGUAAAUAAAUUUAUACGCAGAUUUAUAUUGUAUAAAAUAUGUAAUAGUUCAAAAUAAAAAU
Phyllotreta striolata is the source of this 664-nucleotide messenger RNA. The record is from the annotation of a GenBank genome assembly. NCBI's taxonomy places the organism in Eukaryota, Metazoa, Arthropoda, Insecta, Coleoptera, Chrysomelidae.